Messenger RNA from Dreissena polymorpha, 2018 nucleotides. RefSeq names its product kelch-like protein 29. NCBI's taxonomy places the organism in Eukaryota, Metazoa, Mollusca, Bivalvia, Myida, Dreissenidae. The record is from RefSeq and is a predicted model, not a curated record. The coding region runs from base 200 to 1981 and encodes 593 amino acids. Gene Ontology annotation, molecular function: protein binding. The transcript is spliced from 10 exons.
AAAAGCGUGAAGACUAUUAGGGGCUAUCUAAAAAUAUUUUAUUACCUUUAACAGCUUAUGUGGAUUUUGCAAUAAUUUCACUAGAAUUUGCCAUUAAUUUAUAAAUAUUCAGUUUCAUUUUGUACCCUUCUUUGAGAUUUGAUUUAUACUAUGUAGUCACAAAUACUUUUUUAUUUUAGAUGGCCAACAUACCUGAAGUAUGGAACAGUUAAAAAUGCAGCAUGCUGAAAUAAUCAAGUUGGGUAUGGCAAGCCUGUUGAGUGACACAGACCUGGCUGAUGUGAACCUUACGGUCAAUGGGCGUGUGUUCUCGCGUCACAGGGCGGUGCUGGUGGCCGUGUCCCCGUACUUCCGCACCAUGUUCACUGGCAGUCUGCUUGAGGCCACAACACAUCAGACUGACAUUACUCUGCAGGAUCUAGAUGACAGCACAUUCAGUCAGUUCCGUCAGUUUGCCUACACAGGUCACCUGGAGAUGGAGAAGGUAGAACAGGUGGACAUGUUGGAAAUGGCAGCGAUCUUCCAGGUUGACUGUUUACAAGCAACAUGCGAGGGUCUGCUUCUGAAGCAGCUGAAGGCACCAAACUGCAUACAAAUGUUUCGACUGGCAUGCAUGUACAACUGCCAAGAUCUCAAGUCUAAAUCCUGGCAGGUGGUAUUAGACCACUUUUGCAAUAUUUGGCAGAGCGAGGAUUUUGUCAAACUCUCUCUGGAGGAAAUUAUCGAAAUCGUGAAAGAGGACCGACUAUUUACCCUGGAUGAGGAGCAUGUGUGUGAAGCAGUUCUCCGAUGGAUUGACCAUGAUUCCGAUUCUAGGCAGAAAUACGCCCUGAAGCUGUUCAGUCACGUGAGGUUGCCUCAUGUGAGGUCAAAGUUUAUCGUGCACAAGUUGUGUCAGGUGUCUUACCUCGUGGAGAACGUGCAUUGUCGUCGACUUCUAGACGAGGCACAGCACUUUCACAUGAUGUCUGCCCGACAGAUGGAUUACAGCGGGCCGAGAAUGAAAUACAGGGUGGAUGAUGAUUAUGAUGAAGUUUUAUUGGUAUUAAAAGAGAACAAGAAAGACAAGGGCUCAUUCUACGAAGGUGGAUACUGCCUCUGGGCCCUAAACUACCAGCAGUGCAGAUGGUUUACCCUGGCCCCAAUACCCAUAAAUGACUCCCCAGGGACACAUUUUGCCAUUUGUUCCUAUGGCUACGAUCUGUUCUUAUCUGCAGGAACUAACAACCCAAAGUCUCUGUUGCGAUACGAAAGCGAGAGAAAUGAAUGGACAACAAGCACAGGUCAGCUAAGGAAGAUGAGAACACACCACACUAUGGUUUCUCUUGGCAAUGCCCUUUAUUGCAUCGGCAGUCUGAGACAAUACCGUCCAAUCGAUUCGAUUGAGGAAUACAGUAUACUGGGUCACCGUUGGUUACCGGUGGGAGAACUAGUCUAUUCGGCGACCUCGGCCGUUUCCGGUGAACAGGUGCUUGUUUUCGGCGGUAUCGGUAAACACGGGCAUAAAAUUAGCAAUGUUCAGGAUUAUCACGUGCGGCAUAAAGAACCGACGGUGAUUUCUCAGCUACCGUUCAUUUCUAAACAAUUUCACGCUUUGACUAUUGGGAAAGAUAUAUGUCUGCUGUCGUUGGAACGCGAAAAAGAGCAUGUUUUGAAACUGACGUCGGAUUUCGGUUUUGUUGACGCGGGCUUUUAUUUUUCACUUGACAAGAAAGUAUUGGGUGUAGCGCAUCAUGAGAAUAAUUCAAUGAUUUUAACAGAGGAUGAAUCGACGAAAGGUUACCUCGGUGAUGUGAUAAAGGUGAAUACAAAAGCAUCUCAGGUCGAGUCAUUGGCAAUGGGAGGCAAACCGACGCCGAAACCAUUUCACGCCUGUCACAGACUUAGUCGGAAGAACGACGUAUUUAUGAGAACUACGUCAUUCUUCGGAAGCUUCCCGAAGCAAGUCUCGCGUUCGUUGGUAAAUGUUCGGAUAUCGUAGCCGGAAAUUCACAUUGAAUACAUUGUGACAAAAGAAA